Trypanosoma brucei brucei TREU927 is the source of this 3483-nucleotide messenger RNA. Its product is annotated as transcription activator, putative. The record is from RefSeq and is a predicted model, not a curated record. The transcript has a single exon. Gene Ontology annotation, biological process: nucleosome organization; regulation of transcription by RNA polymerase II. Gene Ontology annotation, molecular function: nucleosome binding; histone binding; ATP hydrolysis activity. Gene Ontology annotation, cellular component: chromatin; nucleus. The coding region runs from base 1 to 3483 and encodes 1160 amino acids. NCBI's taxonomy places the organism in Eukaryota, Euglenozoa, Kinetoplastea, Trypanosomatida, Trypanosomatidae.
AUGGAGGCACCAGCAGGACGCAGCAUACGGCAACGGCAGGACUUACAGACGACGAGCAGCGUGGACCGCCACGUCAAGGAUCUCUCAGCCAUCGAGUUAUACGAGCAAAUAUUACUCGGUUGCAUCCGGGCUGGGGAUGACCCCAACGCUGCCGUUAAAAUAGAGCACUUUGAGGGUUAUGUGGAACCAACGUUUGAUCUGCUGCACGGUGCACAUGUAGUGGCACACCAGCGCCAGCGGUUAAGCGACAUUUACCACGAGCGGGAGCACAUAAUCGGUACCCUCCGCGCCUCCCCGGAGCAUCAACAGCGGAAUGCCUUUGAUCGACUGCUGUUGGAAACGGAGUACUGGACGGGCCUUCGCGAAUGGAACGAAACCACGCGAAGUGGCAGCGGAGACACAACUCGGGGACGACUGCGACGGCGGCUUGAGGCGACUGUUGGAGGGAAGGGGGGGAGUGAGGGAAUGGAAUCUGAGAUGUUACACCUGACCGAGUCGCCGUCAUAUAUCCGCGGUAAACUACGGCCGUACCAAAUUGAGGGUGUAAAUUGGUUGCUGGGUCUGUAUUCCCGUUGCAUCAAUGGCAUCCUGGCGGAUGAGAUGGGCUUAGGAAAAACUCUGCAAACCAUCUCCACGCUAGCGUAUCUUAAGUUCAGCCAUGGUCUCCCGGGACCCCAUCUGGUGGUAUGCCCCAAAUCUGUUAUGGGCAAUUGGUAUCGUGAGGUUCGGCAGUGGUGCCCAGCCCUCUCCGUGUUGAAGUUCCACUGCUCAUCCAACAUACGUCCUCAGCUCGUCCGCGCACAUUUGAUGCCGUGUGGAAAUAUCAAAUAUGACAUUAUUGUAACUACCUUUGAGAUGGUCUUGGAGGAGCACGGAGCUUUCAGGAAGAUACCUUGGCAGUACCUUAUCGUCGAUGAGGCUCACAAACUGAAAAAUGAAGAAGGCAGAGCCCACGUUACGUUGGGAUCGAUUAAUGCUAAUUAUCGACUCAUCAUCACGGGUACACCUCUGCAGAAUAACCUGAAGGAACUGUGGGCCCUUCUACACUUUCUUACUCCCCGUCUUUUUGAUGAUUCGAAGUCCUUUGACAGCUGGUUUGACACGGCAAGUGGCCAGGAGGACAGUGAGGCGCUAAGUAACAUGCACCAGAUACUCGCCCCACUCAUGAUCCGCCGACUGAAGUCAGAGGUGAGCACUGGCAUUCCACCAAAGAAGGAGAUCUACGUGUCGUGCAGAUUAUCCAAAGUUCAGAGGCGGUGGUAUAUGCAAGUUUUAGCCAAGGAUGCGGAGGUGCUCAACAAAGGCAGCGGAGGAAGCUCUGCUUUUCUGACGAAUACACUGAUGAGUUUGCGUAAAGUUAUCAAUCACCCGUAUAUGAUGGAUGGGGGGGAGGAAGGCCCUCCCUUCAUCACAGACGAGCGAAUUGUGAAGUACAGUGGUAAAAUGCUGUUGCUGGACAAACUGCUACACCGACUACGGCGCGACGAAAAGGAGGGGCACAAAGUUCUGAUUUUUUCUCAAUUUACUUCCAUGCUGGACAUACUGGAGGAUUAUUGCUCGAUGCGUGGCUUUAAGGUCUGCCGUAUCGAUGGUAGUACAAGUGGUUAUGACCGCGAUUCUCAGAUGGCUGCUUUUAACGCACCCAAAAGCGAUUACUUUAUAUUUUUGCUCUCUACCCGCGCGGGAGGUCUCGGUAUCAACCUGCAGGCUGCGAAUAAUGUCAUAAUAUACGAUUCAGAUUGGAAUCCGCAGAUGGAUUUGCAAGCACAGGAUCGAGCACAUCGCAUUGGCCAGAAGCGCGUUGUGCGCGUGUACCGUUUUGUCACAGAUGGUACCGUGGAGGAGAGGAUAUACCACCGGGCACUGAAGAAACUCUAUCUUGAUGCAAUGGUAGUGCAACAGGGUCGGGCUAGCGGGGGCGGAAAUGGAAACAAUUUGUCACGGGAGGAAUUGCUCUCCAUGAUUAAGUUUGGUGCUGAGGAGAUAUUCAAGGCAAAGGAUGAGGACAUCACGGAGGCUGACAUUGAUUGCCUCUUCGACGAUGAUAGAAAGUCACGGGAACUCAACGAUGCGGUCCGUCAGCAGGUUCAAAUGUCUCUUGCGAGCUUUAAGUUGGGUGCUGACGAGACCAAUAUCUACGAUUUCGAGGGUGUAAGCUUCCGCGAGGGCGUAGAGUCGCGUCUGCUUCAUAUUACCCUUUCCGAUCCCGUUUCACAAGACGAACUCCACAAACAGUGUUCGCAGUUUGGUGAUGUGAUUAAGGUUGUUCUCCACACGAAUCUCAAAGAGGCACUUGCAUCCUUCCGCACUACAGCUGGGGCCAUGGAUGCGAAGGAUGGCUUACCGUACAAGUGCGAGUUCGCUUCAAAGGAAGCGCGGAGGGUGGUACCCAAAGAGAUAAUUACGGAAUACUACAACACUGAGGAAAAACUUGGCCGUGGUCACCGACAACGGGAACCGGUGCAGUUUUAUACGGAAGAGGAGGUGGAGACAAUUCAAAAGCAGAAGAAGGGACCACCACUAAAACUUCCGCGCGCCCCCCAGUUCAAGUCUCAUCAGCUGUUUAACAUGAAGCGUUUACUGGAGCUUCAUGCUACUGAAGUUUCCCUAAUGGUACGAAACUGGGAGCGCGGGAUUAACGGCACCGGAAAUGGUACGAGCGGAACUGGCAAUGGCGGUGCGGAUGAGAACACAGAUCACGUGAAGGACGCUGGUAAUGAGGUGGUGGGAGCUGAAGAAAAGCGGAACAAAGAUGAAGGUAAUAACGAAACAACGAAGGUGGAGGAACGUGAUGAUGUGAAGGAGACUUCAAAACAAGAGGGAAAUGGUGAGGUAGAGACUGGAGUGGAGGAAGAAACUUUAACUGCUGUGGAGCGUGAGGAGAGGGAACGGUUAAUGAAGGAGGGUUUCCCCGACUGGACUAUCAACGAGUACCGUACACUUGUCGGCGUCAUCACUAGUGGCAGCGUCGACAUUAGCGACUACCCAGCCAUCACAGCAGCGGUUAAUGCUCGCCGUUGUAACAAAACUGUGGAGGAAGUACGAAAGUAUCUUACUGCGUUACUUGAAAGGGGCAGCCAAUACAUUAAGAACUUUGCGCGUGUAGAGGAGAGGAUACAGCGUAUGCAGGAAAGGCGGAAGGCGCAGGAGGAUGAGUUGCGAGCCGCAAAAUGGAAAGUGGAAAGUUAUGAAGAUCCCGAGACUCAACUCACAUUUAAGGGCCGCUGCAACGACGACUUCGACCGCAAGUUAUUUCUUAUGGCGUACGACGUCGGAUUCGCUCGGCAAAACUGGGAAACAUUUAUACGACGAAUGCCUGAGAGCCGCUUUGAUGUUUGGUUGCAAUCGAGGGAUAGCGGCUAUUGUGAACGCCGGUUGAGAGGAUUAAAGGCUGCCGUAAAGAGGGAAUGGCAACCUCCAAAUGAUGAAGACACUGAGGUGGUGGGGCGUCGCAGGAGGCUGGAGCGGAAGUUUCCGGAAUAA